AUGUCAAACGUCAGCUGGCUGUCUAUGACAAAUUCGAUUUUCUUCAUGGAUGUGUGUAAAUAAAUCGAAAGAUUAUGGAUAAGCCUAAUUUAAGCCAAUAUUUCGGAGGAUCAGAGGUCCCGCCCGCGUCGCAGUUCUUCGAUGAAAUAGGAACAUCCCCGUCCGACAUGAUACAAAGCGUUUAUUUAGGCGACUCUGAAGAGACGCAGCCUAUAACAACGGGAGUGUUUCCAACGAAUAUGACAACUUCUUUUACGGAACACAGAGGUCCGCAAGAAAUCAGUUUUACCAAUGUUUUACCAACCGUAAGCGGCUCCACAGCGAUUCCUGCGACUAGCUUACCCGAUCCAUCUACGUUUUUCGACACUAUAGGUCCUGAACCUCAAAUAGGGGCCAUUAAAAGUAAUAUUGUGACAUCAUCUGUUCUUACUGAGGCUAUGGAUGGCUUGAGCAUUAAGAACCAACCAGUUGACAAAGAAGCUGAUAGAAGAAGGGAUGCGUGGAUACCAAAUGAGGAAGCCAAGAAAACACUCUUAAAGGCACAAUCAUCACCAAAAGGCUCAUUCUUCCCUGAGAGAGAAGUGUUGACAAUGCCAGGUCUAGUUUUGGAAGAGGAAUUGGCAGAUGCUCUUCAAGAAGUGGCAGUCAAAUACCUGGGAGUGAGUUCAGCGGGCAGUCGGGGCGUGGUUAGGGCGGAGCACGUGAGCCGAGACGAGGCGGGGCUACGCGAACUAUUGCGUACGGGAUACUUACGCGCUGCGAUCAAUUUGACUGCUACUCUCAUCAGUGCUGCUGGACAGGGUGCGGGUCGCAUGCACAGACCGACUAAACACACGCCGCGAUCACUGCAGCUGUGGCUGACGCGGUUCGCGGUGAUGUGUCGCAUCAAGCUGUACGAGCCGCUGGCUAAGGAGGCCGAGCCUUUCGGCGACUUCAGCAAACCGGACAUGUUUUAUCAGUUCUACCCAGACGCGUACGAGAAUCGAACCGGUUCCCUUGUACCGUUUUCCCUGCGCCUGUUGAUCGCUGAGCUACCGGCGCAUGUUGGCAAGCCCGAGGAAGCUAUGGACAGACUGUACGCUAUGCUGGAUGUUAUGCAACAGAUGAUAUCUAACCUUAACGAGGGUAGAACGGAAGAUGGCAGUGGGACUAUUACUUUGGAAGACAAGACGGAAUCGCUUCGACUGUGGACCGGCAGGCAGACCAGGGUGUUGCAUUCUGUGGUCAAUUGUGCUAUUGCUUUGAAGGACUAUCGAUUAGCAACUAAGAUCCUGACGACUUUACGCGAUCAAAGCGCGACGCCUCAGCAACAGAGAGCGUUGUCAAGCGCACUUUGUCGAGUGUCGCUACUGGCGGGACACGUCAAGGCGGCUUUGUUGCACUCCUUCACCGCCAAGGAGGCCAGGCAUCACAUAUGUCCGACGCCAGACGUUCGCGAGUACGUGGACCUGGGCCUCAUAGACAUCGCGCACGGGAAAUAUCAAGACGCGUACAACAAUUUUGCGAGGGCUGCUGACCAGGAGCCCACCAAUAUAAUGGUUGCAAACAACUUGGCGGUGUGUCUGCUGUACAUGGGUCGCCUCAAAGAAGCUAUAUCUGUACUGCAAAAGGCCAUACAUUCCGACCCCGAGCGAGGCCUCAACGAGAGCCUACUCAUCAACCUGUGCACGCUGUACGAACUUGAGUCCUCCAAAACUAACGAGAAGAAACUUAAUUUGUUGAGAAUGUUGUGUAAGCAUAAGAGCGAUACUAUACCUAAUGUGUUAGAAUGUUUAAAGUUAACUUGA
Molecule: messenger RNA, 1787 nt
Organism: Maniola jurtina (meadow brown)
Lineage: Eukaryota; Metazoa; Arthropoda; Insecta; Lepidoptera; Nymphalidae
Product: trafficking protein particle complex subunit 12
Exons: 11
Coding region: 75-1787 (570 amino acids)
Cellular component (GO): Golgi apparatus; TRAPP complex
Molecular function (GO): protein binding
Source: RefSeq, a predicted model, not a curated record